Trichophyton verrucosum HKI 0517 is the source of this 483-nucleotide messenger RNA. RefSeq lists its product as uncharacterized. NCBI's taxonomy places the organism in Eukaryota, Fungi, Ascomycota, Eurotiomycetes, Onygenales, Arthrodermataceae. The record is from RefSeq and is a predicted model, not a curated record. The coding region runs from base 1 to 483 and encodes 160 amino acids. The transcript has a single exon.
AUGGAGAUGGGAUGGGGAUACUUCAGCCGCAGCGCCAAAUCACACGGCGGGAUCAUGUACCUCCCAGGCUGCCCGGAGCUCCAGGUAAAGUUACUCGACUCGUCCUCGAUGACGCUGGAGGCCCAAGGUGGAGCUCUCCUGUGCUGGAUGAUCGGCUUUAGUCAGGGCGCCCGCCGUGUGAUGGCUGCUGCUGGGACUGUUGUUGACGCUCCCAGGGGCAAGACUGCCAGCCUGGACGAAGAACGAAGACGUCUGAUGCUCGCCAUGAGGCACGGUGAAGGCUUACGGCGUACAGGGAAACAGCUCUGCAUGGUGAACGUGGAUGGCUCGCUGGCCUGGACUGCUUUCUGUGUCCCGAGAUGCAAGGAUGGGCUUCCCCGGACCAUGCAUGGCUGGCAGAUGCGGCACACACACGCACACGCACACUGGUGUACUUGCUCUGUACUUGGGAUGCGCCCGUUGCUAUGUGGAAUUCAGACAUAG